AUGAUACGACCAGGCGUAGGAUUAUAUUUUUAUUUAGAAGGUGCCGAACGGAAAUGCUUUAUUGAAGAAUUACCAAGAGAAACUCUUGUUGUUGGCACUUAUAAAGCUGAAGAGUGGUCUGAAACACAACAACAAUAUAUUGAAAAUCCUGCACUUGGAAUUCAAAUAACUGUCGAGGAAUUACCUAUGGGUCAUGUUAUAAUAAAUCAAAAAGGUCCUAGCCGUGGUCGUUUUACUUUUACAGCCGCCGAAUCAGGAGAUCAUUCAAUAUGUUUGUCAACGAAUUCUUCUGGAUGGUUUGCAAAUAGUCAGACUAAAUUACAUUUAGAUAUGAUCAUUGGUGAAACAACCAGUGAAGAAGAAAAUGAUAAAGAACAUUUUAGCGAUCUUGCACAGAGGGUGAAUGAUUUAAAUAAUCGGGUUGCAGAUAUUAGUAGAGAACAAAGUUAUCAACGUGAACGUGAAGCAGAAUUUCGUGAUCAAUCCGAAAUUACAAAUUCACGCGUUGUCUACUGGAGUAUCGCUCAAGUAAUAGUUUUAUUAAUCACUUGUUUAUGGCAAAUGCGACAUUUGAAAGGAUUUUUUGAAGCCAAAAAGCUUGUAUGA
Molecule: messenger RNA, 606 nt
Organism: Diversispora eburnea
Lineage: Eukaryota; Fungi; Glomeromycota; Glomeromycetes; Diversisporales; Diversisporaceae
Source: the annotation of a GenBank genome assembly